Molecule: messenger RNA, 2249 nt
Organism: Branchiostoma belcheri (Belcher's lancelet)
Lineage: Eukaryota; Metazoa; Chordata; Leptocardii; Amphioxiformes; Branchiostomatidae
Product: solute carrier organic anion transporter family member 4A1-like
Exons: 13
Coding region: 168-2201 (677 amino acids)
Biological process (GO): transmembrane transport; sodium-independent organic anion transport
Cellular component (GO): membrane
Molecular function (GO): protein binding
Source: RefSeq, a predicted model, not a curated record
UCACUACGUGACGCCGGGCACGAAAGAAGAAAGAGCACGGUGACGUCAGCAUACACAGUGACGUGUCGAGGACAGAGGUGACAAAGAUGAGUCAAGUAUAAACCAACACAAAACGUCGGUACUCGAGAAAGCAAGGACUGCUACCAGUGUAAAGUUUGAUAGAAAAAAUGAGGCAAACGAACAAUGCCGACGACAAGGAUAGCCUGGAUACACGGUACGGUUGGGGGACAUUUGCUCCCGGCACUCUACAGGUUUUGAACAACGUGAAAGCAGCGUUGGCGUUUCUGUGCUGUGCAAUUUUUGCCCAAGCAAUGCUAGUGAACGGGUUUGCCCGAAGUGUGGUGACGACUUUGGAGCGGCGGUUCGGCCUGAGCAGUACAGAUUUGGGCUCCGUCCUUGUGGCAAACGACGUGGCAAACCUGCUAGCUGCCAUACCGAUUGGUUACCUCUGCGCUAAGAACAAGCCCCGCUGGCUGGGCUGCGGGAUGGUGGUGAUGGCCCUCGGUGCCGUCAUCUUCGCCCUCCCACAGUUCGUUGCAGACCCUCGCCAAAUGUCUGUCAUAGAAGGAGACGGCUUCUGUGUCAACACAACUGUGGAAAACCAGACUUCGAGUGACACAGCUGGAUGUACGAGCCAAUCAUCAGACGGUGUUCCCUCCCUGACGGGUUACAAGUACGUCCUCAUCCUGGGGAAGUUCUUAGUCGGGACGGGGGCGUGCACGCUCUUCAGUCUGGGGGUGACGUACAUCAACGAGAACAGCCUGGCCACGCAGACAUCCAUCUACCUGGGUAUUUUCUACGCUUUUUCCAUCGUUGGUCCAGGCGUUGGGUAUUUACUCAGCAGUGUGUUUCUGAACAUACCAGGAGACCUGGACUACAGCACAGACCUGUCUCCUGACAGCCCACAGUGGGUGGGUGCAUGGUGGGUCGGGUUUCUACUGUCCGGAGCCAUGGCUGCGGUGUCAGCUGUUUUUCUGUUCGGGUUUCCUAGAAAACUUUCUGUACCGUCCGAGGAAAAUGCAAAUUCAACAAACGCUGCCGAUGCGCACUGUACCAAGAAUGAUUAUGGGAACGAGAGCCCCGCCGUUGCCACAGUAACAACGCCAUCGUCACCAUCUCGUUCCCAAACCACGGCAACGCCUCCAACAGCUACGUCACCAGAGUCUGCAAACGACAAACGACAGCAUCUACAGUUCCUCAGAGAUUUCUGGCAGAAGUUCGUUAGUUUGAUGAAGAACCCGGCUCUUAUUCUGCUGUCGUUAGCAACGGUCACAGAGAAAGGGAUGGUCUCAGGAAUCGUCACCUUUACUCCGAAGUACGUGGAAUCCCAGUUCAGAACGACUGCUGCAGAGGCGUCUUUUAUCGUAGGAUUGGUGACAGUACCGGCGGCCACAGUCGGGACCUUACUAGGCGGGUAUCUGGUGAAGAGGCUACAGCUGGACAUCCGGGGUAUCGCCAAGUUCUGUUUCGUGGUGACGUCACUCACUGUCAUGGCGUCGCUGGCGUUCCUCAUCACCUGUAGUGACGUCACCUUCGCCGGCGUCACCACAGGUCAUAGCAAUAGUUCUUUCGUGGGGACACAGGACACACUGACCAGCAUGUGUAACGCAGUCUGUCACUGCUCACGUGACGCGUACAGCCCGGUUUGCGGCAGUGAUAAUGUCGUAUACUUCUCUCCCUGCCACGCCGGGUGUGACAUGCUGACAACAGCUAACGGCUCCCAGGUCUAUGAGGGAUGUCAAUGCACUAGUAACAGCAUCAGCACAUCUGCACGUGUAGGGACGGCGGUGCCGGGAAAAUGUUCCACGGAUUGUCCCUUGAGACCCUUGUUCUAUGGUCUCCUUUUCUUCAUGAGUAUGGGCUGUUUCAUCACUUUGAUUCCACUACUGACUGGUACAUUAAGGAGCGUCACUACGGAAGAGGGCCCAUUUGCCACGGGAAUACAGGAGGUCUUUGUCCGAGGACUUGGAUACAUUCCGUGCAUCUUGUUGGUUGGCGGUAUCAUCGACUACGCAUGCGUGCUGUGGGACACGUCAUGCCAAAAUGCCGGCUCGUGUCUCUUGUACAGAAAUAGAUCCCUGAGCAUCAACAUGGUGUCUGUGUGUGUGGCGUACAAAACUGCAUCAUGUCUGAUAUACCUACUCGUUUUACUGUUUAACAAUGAGGCAAAGGCGGAAGGGUCUACCAAUGGUACAGUGUAAAAUACUCCGUUGAACCGCAUCACCGCUUCUGACCGACAAAAGUACCAU